Molecule: messenger RNA, 1506 nt
Organism: Komagataella phaffii GS115
Lineage: Eukaryota; Fungi; Ascomycota; Pichiomycetes; Pichiales; Pichiaceae
Product: Mitochondrial aldehyde dehydrogenase
Exons: 1
Coding region: 1-1506 (501 amino acids)
Molecular function (GO): aldehyde dehydrogenase (NAD+) activity
Source: RefSeq, a predicted model, not a curated record
AUGACAUUUGCUCCUCCCUUAGAAUUCGAGAUUGACCUUCCUAACGGAUUGAAGUACACUCAACCAUUGGGACUCUUCAUCAACAAUGAGUUUGUUGAAGGUGUAGAGGGAAAGCUCUUACCAGUGAUCAAUCCUUGUGAUGAGACUAAAAUAACCCAAGUUUGGGAAGCUUCUGCAGCGGAUGUUGACCGUGCUGUUGAUGCCGCUGAAGAUGCUUUCAACAACUCCGUAUGGGCUACUCAGGACCCAUUAGAGAGGGGAAAGCUGAUGAACAAAUUGGCAGACCUUAUCGAUCGUGACUUCAACAUCUUGGCUGGUAUCGAAUCCAUCGACAAUGGUAAGGCCUAUACCUCUGCCCAGGGUGAUGUUACUCUUGCUGUCAACUACAUCAGAUCCUGUGCUGGAUGGGCCGACAAGAUUUUGGGAAACGUUGUUGAUUCCGGAAACACCCACCUUAACUUGGUUAAAAGAGAGCCAUUGGGUGUUGUGGGACAAAUUAUCCCAUGGAACUUUCCUCUCCUGAUGUUGGCUUGGAAGUUGGGACCUGCGCUGGCCACAGGUAACACUGUUGUUUUGAAGACUGCCGAGUCUACCCCUCUGUCGGGUUUAUACGUUGCCAAAUUGAUCAAGGAGGCCGGUUUCCCACCUGGUGUGGUUAACAUUCUCAGUGGUUUCGGUAACCCAGCUGGAGCUGCCAUCGCUGCUCAUCCCAGAAUCAAGAAGAUUGCUUUCACCGGAUCCACUGCAACAGGCCGUAAGAUCAUGGAAGCAGCCGCUAAAUCUAACCUGAAAAAAGUCACUUUGGAACUAGGUGGUAAAUCUCCAAACAUUGUGUUUGAAGAUGCUGAUAUCCAGAAGACUAUCCAUAACAUUAUUUUGGGAAUCUUCUUCAAUUCUGGUGAAGUCUGUUGUGCAGGUUCCAGAGUCUACAUUCAAGACACUGUGUAUGAAGAAGUGCUUGAAGCCUUCAAGAAGGAGACUGAUAACGUUAAGGUUGGUGGACCAUUCGAAGAAGGUGUCUUCCAAGGGCCUCAGACCUCUGAGUUGCAACUUAACAGAAUCCUUAGUUACAUCAAACACGGUAAGGAUGAAGGUGCUCGUGUAAUUACCGGUGGUUCAAGAUACCGUAACCGAGGUUACUACAUUAAGCCCACAAUUUUUGCUGACGUUACUGAAGACAUGAAGAUUGUCAAGGAGGAGAUUUUUGGUCCUGUGGUUACUAUCACUAAGUUCUCUACCGUGGAUGAGGUUGUUGGAUAUGCCAACAACACCAACUAUGGUCUAGCUGCUGGUAUUCACACAAACAACUUGAACAAAGCCAUUGAUGUUGCCAGUAGAAUCAAGGCGGGUGUCGUUUGGAUUAACACCUACAACGAUUUCCACCACAUGGUUCCUUUCGGAGGUUAUGGAGAAUCUGGUAUUGGCAGAGAGCUUGGUGCUGAGGCUUUGGAUAACUACACUCAAGCCAAGGCUAUCAGAAUUGCUUACACUCCUGAACAUAAGUAG